AAUUAAUAUCCGGGAUUUACGCUUUCGCCAUUUCUUGUGCGACAGUUUCCGUACGUGCAGUUGAGGUUCGUGUCUUGCUCUCCUUGGUCGAGUUCGGUGGUGUCCUUCUUUUCGACCAAUAUGAGAUGGUGGCUGGUGAUGGUAUUGCAGCUCACGAUAGUCUCAGCUGAAGGAGCUAGUACUCCAGUAGCACCUACAACUUCUGUGUUUGCAACUACGAAUACUCCCAAUCCCACACCUACACCACAGACCUCUUCUUCUGUUCCAGUUGAUUCUACGUCUAGUCCUACAUCAACACCUCAAAUGUGUCCUAAUUUGGAGCCUCCUGAUAAUGGUGGUGUUAGCGACUUUGUUAAUACUUCAGCGCUAGUUAAUGCUACCAGCACGUACACGUGUAACGAGGGAUACAAACUUGUUGGUAACAAAAUGGUGACAUGUCAAUCCAAUGGUAACUGGAGCGGUGGUACACCCGAAUGUAAAGUUGUCGAUUGUGGAGCUCCUCCUAAUGUAACUUCUGGAGGGUCUGUGGACGCUACAUCAACAACGUAUAGUAAAACUGCCAAGUAUACGUGUGACGUCGGCCAUCGGCUUACUGGCAAUGAAACCAUCACAUGUCAAUCUGAUGGUAACUGGAGCGGUGGUGCACCUGAAUGUAAAGUUGUCGAUUGUGGAGCUCCUUCUAAUGUAACUUCUGGAGGGUCUGUGGACGCUACAUCAACAACGUAUAGUAAAACUGCCAAGUAUACGUGUGACGUCGGCCAUCGGCUUAAUGGCAAUGAAACCAUCACAUGUCAAUCUGAUGGUAACUGGAGUGAUGGUGCACCUGAAUGUAAAGUUGUCGAUUGUGGAGCUCCUCCUAGUGUAACUUCUGGAGGGUCUGUGGACGCUACAUCAACAACAUAUAGUAAAACUGCCAAGUAUACGUGUGACGUCGGCCAUCGGCUUAAUGGCAAUGAAACCAUCACAUGUCAAUCUGAUGGUAACUGGAGUGAUGGUGCACCUGAAUGUAAAGUUGUCGAUUGUGGAGCUCCUCCUAGUGUAACUUCUGGAGGGUCUGUGGACGCUACAUCAACAACAUAUAGUAAAACUGCCAAGUAUACGUGUGACGUCGGCCAUCGGCUUAAUGGCAAUGAAACCAUCACAUGUCAAUCUGAUGGUAACUGGAGUGAUGGUGCACCUGAAUGUAAAGUUGUCGAUUGUGGAGCUCCUCCUAGUGUAACUUCUGGAGGGUCUGUGGACGCUACAUCAACAACAUAUAGUAAAACUGCCAAGUAUACGUGUGACGUCGGCCAUCGGCUUAAUGGCAGUGAAACCAUCACAUGUCAAUCUGAUGGUAACUGGAGCAGUGGUGCACCUGAAUGUAAAGUUGUCGAUUGUGGAGCUCCUCCUAAUGUAACUUCUGGAGGGUCUGUGGAUGCUACAUCAACAACAUACAAUGAAUCUGCCAAGUAUGUGUGUAAGGUCGGCCAUCGGCUUACUGGCAAUGAAACCAUCACAUGUCAAUCUGAUGGUAACUGGAGUGAUGGUGCACCUGAAUGUGAACUUCAGAGUUGUCCUGACGUUAAUGAUGUCACAGGCAGAGUAGCGUCCAACAGUAAUGUUAUGUUUGACAGUAUCAUUGACUUUACGUGCAACGACAGUUACGUGUUGUAUCCCGAAGAAAGCAGGGUUGUACGAUGUAUUGAAUUAAAAGAUGGCGCUGUCAAGUGGAAUGCUUCAUUUCCUGAGUGUGGAGUUGUUCCAAGUGUGGCAUUAUCGAAUUCAGUUCAUCAAGAUUUCCCUACUUUGACAUCGCCUCCAAUUAACGGUGGAAACUCAGCUGAAAAUAUUGUGAUCGACUGUGCAGUACAGAAAGGAGAGCCAUUGCCAUCACUUCAAUGGAUCUACAAUACAACAGUUACGGUAUCUAACGAUAGUAGUGAUGCAGUUUUUCAAAGAAACGAUGGAAACAGUGUCCAGCAAUUAGUGUUUACCAUGUUUAAUGAACAACAUGAAGGCAACUACUCAUGUGAAGCGACGAAUGUUGUUGGUAAAGACACCAAGUCUUUUCGAAUUUUGUUGGAAGUUGCUCCUGGUCGUCCAUCUAAACCUGUGGAAAUGAGUACGGGAGUUAAGAACGUUACUAUUGAGUGGAAAGCUCCGGAAUUUAAUGGCAACAACGAAAUCAUUAGUUAUGAUAUUCAAUAUCGUUUAAAUGACAGCGAAAGCUGGAUUUUAUCACAGAACACAAGUAGCCUAGUUGCAACUGUCAAAUCUCUAGAUUCCUUUAAGGUAUAUGUGUUUCGUGUGAGAGCACAGAAUGGAAUUGGACCGGGGAAAUACAGUGAGUUAUCGGAUCCUAUUCUGACUGGUCAGUCCAAACCUGGACCACUGAACAAUGUUACUGCCACAGCUAGUGGUCCUAACUCAAUAUUAGUCACGUGGACCAUCCCUUCUCCUGAAACGGUUGCUGGUGUUCUAAAACAGUUCUACAUUUAUUACGAUUUGGGGCGUGCCCCUGUUGAUGAGACUUUGUCUAGCUACAACAUCACCAAUCUUACUGCACAUACAAAUUACUCGAUUCAAGUAGCUGCAGAGACAGGAGCGGGCAUCGGUGUUCGUAGUCCUAAGCAAGCUAUUCGAGUCACCACUGAGCAGGAUCGUCCUAGUGAGCCUCCCAACAUUGCUCUGAUUAUUCCUGCAGCCAGAAAUCUUACUGUUCAUUGGGAUGAUGUACCAACGUCAUCUCAGAAUGGCGAUAUCACAUUUAUUGAAAUUUGUUACAACUCGUCUACGUUCGAAACAGUGACGAAAUGUGUAAAUGCGAGUGGUGGAUCUAACGCGGAGGUCAUUGAUGGGUUGGAGGAGUUUGUUGUGUAUGACAUUCGAAUUAGAGCUUACACAAUUGUCGGCCCCAGUGAUUUCAGUGCAUCGGAAAGAAACAGAACUCUAGCUGCUCCGAGUGGUCCACCAACUAAUACAAGUGUUAUGGACACAUCAUCGACAUCAUUGUUUGUUCGUUGGAAUCCACCCUUGCCGGAGGAUCUUAAUGGUGUUCUCAUUCGAUACGAGGUGCAACAACGAGAGAAUGGCAGUGCUAACAGUAGUUAUACUUCAGUGCAUCCAGGGCCGGGCGUUGACACUAGUCUUAACAUUUCUAAGCUGGAAAGGUGGACGUAUUAUGCUAUUCGAGUUAGAGUGAUCAGCCAUGGAAGAGACAAAGACCGUGAAAUAGGUGGAGAGUGGUCGGACAUAAUGGUUGUUCGAACGGAUGAAGCAAUUCCUGAUCCUCCAGCUUUCGUGAAAGUGAUAGAAAAUACUUCUACUGCCAUCACGUUGCAAUGGAGUUCACCUCAAAGUUCGUUGGGGAAUAUUCAACGCUAUAUUAUUGAGUACAAUGGAACUUUUAAUGACAGCAUUACUACAAAAAUUGUAACAGGUCAACAGUUUUCGGCAGUCGUAACAGGGCUACAUCCAUUUAGUGAAUACUAUUUCAAAGUAUAUGCUGAAACAACGAAAGGACGAAGUACCACAGGAGCCAUGGUCUCUGCCAAGACAUUGGAAGAUGCUCCAUCUGGACCUCCUAAAGACUUUAGAGUUGAAGCUAUUGGAAACAGUGAGCCUGCUAUAUUGAGUGUCCAUUGGGCAAGACCAAAUGAUGUGGAUAUAAAUGGAAAAUUGAGAGGAUACAAAGUGAAAUACAGGGAAAUGGCACCGGCUGACUUGAGGAGACGUGAUGAUGGCUACCAGGAGAUAUCAGUUUCUUCAUCGAAUUUAAGUGUCAACUUGAGUCAGUUGAAGCCGUAUACAAGCUACAUGGUGAGAGUGCUGGCUUUCACAGUUUCUGAUGGUCCCCCAACACAGCCAAAGACUAUAAGAACCAAUGCUGCAUUGCCUCCUGACAUAAACAUCCCUCAAGUAACUCCGCAAGGCAUUGGUGUUGGCACAAUCACUUUUAGAAUUGACAAUAGUAGUUUGUCAAACUUCGGGAGUAAUGGACCUAUCAUGAAGUAUCAGAUAUUGGCAGCUGUUUUUCCAGAGGGUGAAAGUGAUGUCAAGUCAGACAGUUUGGAGGUGGAUCUGUACAUACCUCCGGGAGAAGACAUGAAGGGUGGUCCGUUUGCGUACGUAAUUGCUACUUACCCUGGAGAGCAAGGUCUUCCUGAGCUAAUCGUGGCAGGCGAAGACAAGAGUUCUUUCACUAACCAAGAAGUGUUCAAUGGUCCUCUGAGGACUGAUGUAGCUUAUAAUUUCUUUAUCUCGGCUUCUACACAGGGUGAAGAAGGGCCGUUGGUGAGACGGAGCGAUUACAUCUUGAAGGAAGCUGUCAAAUCAAAAGGCGAGUCCUCCAAUGCAGCAACAGUUAUCGCCGUGGUAGUGGUGAUUAUAGUUGUUCUGGUGAUUGUGCUCAUUAUCGUCAUGGUGAUGGUUUACAGACGUCGUGUUGAACGUUUCAGGAGAAAGCAGAAAGGUGGCUUUGAGCUGGUUCAGGGAGGAGGGUCAAUGCCAUUGGAAACGAUAAUAGAGAAUGUCGGGGCAGCAGAAGACAUUUUCAAACCACCGUCGAAGAUUAAUGUGAGUCACUUGCUUUCGACCGUGAACAGACUACAUGCCGAUGGUGACUUCUUGUUCAGUGAUGAAUACGAGCAUGUGGAGCAUCCUGACAAAGUCACGUUUACUACAUUUGCUGCUGAUGCUCCCGAAAAUCGAACAAAGAAUCGUUACACCAACAUAAAUUCUUAUGAUCAUAGCCGGGUUCAUCUUAGUGCCUCAUCAUCUGGAGAUUAUAUCAAUGCUAAUCAUGUGGAUGCUUAUGGGAAAGAGAAAGCAUUCAUUGCAACACAAGGUCCCGUUCCUGACUCGAUCUGCGAUUUCUGGCAAAUGCUCUGGGAACAGAACUCGUACGUUAUUGUCAUGUUGACGAAACUGGAAGAAAGUGGAAGGCUGAAAUGUCACCAAUACUGGCCGGAAAGUGAAACACAGUACUAUGAUGACAUAUGCGUGACUCCGUUGAAGGCAGUGACUGAUUUGCCAGACUACACUGUUCGGAAAUUUUCUGUCAAAGCGCCGGGAACGAAAGACGAGCGGAUAAUAUCUUUGUGGCAUUAUCUGAUGUGGCCCGAUCACGGCGUGCCACAGCAUCCGUACUCGUUGCUCAACUUUAUACGGAAAUCAUCGAAUGCAAAUCCACCAGAUAGUGGCCCUAUCAUUGUACACUGCAGUGCCGGUGUAGGCAGGACGGGAACUUACAUCGCUCUCUUUUCGCUUUGGAAAAUGAUGGUCAACGAGGGAAAAGUUGACGUAUUUGGCACAGUGCGAGAUCUUCGUUAUCAGCGUUGCAUGAUGGUUCAGACAGAGAGUCAAUACGUCUUUGUCUACGAAGCAUUACUCGACCUCAUCCAUUGUGGCGACACCGAGAUAGCACCUCAAGAUCUGACACAACGAAUACAGGCAUUGGAUAGAGAGGAACAGGAUUCGAGAGAGACGGCUCUUGAAGCAGAGUUUAAGAGAUUGAAUGGACCGAGAUCUCCGAGGUAUAAGUGUACCGCCGCUAAUUUGGCAUAUAACCAGUCGAAGAACAGAUUUGUGACUGUCGUACCGUAUGAUGAGACGAGAGUAAAGCUGGCUGUUGUACCUGGAAACGAAGGAUCUGAUUACAUCAAUGCAAGCUGGCUUAAUAGUUAUUGGCAUCGUAAUGCUUACAUUGCCACUCAAGCUCCACUUUCCAACACAGUCAACGAUUUCUGGCGAAUGAUAUCGGAAAACAAUGCAUCUACUAUCGUCAUGUUGACCAAUCUGUCAGAAUCAGGAAGAGAAAUGUGUACUCAAUACUGGCCCAGUAAGAAACAAGAGUACGGCAACCUUGUCAUAGAGAAGACAUCAGAAGAGCCAUACGAAGAAUACAUUCAACGUGAUUUUAUGAUCACCGAUGAGGACGGCCAGUCUGUGCCUGUUCGACAAUUUCAGUACACGGCGUGGCCGCAACGUGGGGCUCCGCAUAUUGGAAUAGGCAUGACUGAUAUGAUUGGACAGGUAGAACGAUGGAAACAGCAAGCUGGAGAUGGACCUGUUAUAGUUCACUGCAGUGCUGGCACUGGUCGAACUGGUUGUUUCAUUGCACUGAGCAUCUUGCUUGACCAGCUAAAGACGGAGGGCAUUAUUGAUGUCUUUCAGACCAUUCGAGGUCUUCGACUGCGGAGAUCGGCGAUGGUGCAGACGUUGGAUCAGUAUCGAUACUGCUACAGUACGAUCCUGGACUUUCUUGCAUCGUACGACACUUACAGCAACUUCAAGUAACUGAUUGUCGCAUGUGAUCUGUGCGGAUGUCGAGACACGUGUUGCAAUGAUAGUUAGUCAGAUUUGUAGAUCUAUAUACGAUGACGACGACGAUGAUGAUGUGUGUCAUAACCACGGGCACUAUUUACAUACCUUGUGCACAAUGUUGUCUUGUAUCAAUGCUUUUUGAAUUUUGAAAUUGAUGCAGUAGAAACAGUUACAACUGAAGGCUGAUUGAAAGGCCAGACCAAGUAAUUUUUGAUGCUCGGAUAUUUGGAUAUGAAAACAGACCGGCCAACGGGAAUUUUUAAAAAGUAAUGAUCAUGUGACAUUUGAGCUUGCGCCCUCUCAUUGUACAGCCUACGAAUGUGAGAUAACAAAACGGACACGAAAAGCAAAUGACGCUGUGCACGAUUUGAAAUAAUGUCAUGAACAAAAAUGUCAUCUUUUGUUACAUCAUAGCAAAACCCUAUGAUGUUGGAUGAUAAAAAGUUUCAUUAUUUACUCGGUCAGG
Corticium candelabrum is the source of this 6769-nucleotide messenger RNA. RefSeq names its product receptor-type tyrosine-protein phosphatase F-like. Lineage: Eukaryota; Metazoa; Porifera; Homoscleromorpha; Homosclerophorida; Plakinidae. Bases 121 to 6276 code for a protein of 2051 amino acids. The record is from RefSeq and is a predicted model, not a curated record. Gene Ontology annotation, biological process: protein dephosphorylation. The transcript is spliced from 39 exons. Gene Ontology annotation, molecular function: protein binding; protein tyrosine phosphatase activity.